GGCCAGCUUGACGGAGCCUUUAUAAAACCAGGGCGCCUGCGUCCCGCUUACUGCAAAGGAAGUAUUUUUCAGCAUCCUCCGUGGUUGUGGCACUCAUCUAAAGGCGGUUAUCAUGGUCCGUUCCGUGGAGGAUUUGCAAGAAUUCAAGAACAUCCUGAAGGAUGCAGGAGACAAGCUGGUGGUGGUGGACUUCACAGCCACGUGGUGCGGUCCUUGCAAGCAGAUUGCUCCAGAAUUUGUUAAGCUUUCAGAGCUUCCUGAAAACCAGAACGUGAUUUUCCUGAAAGUGGACGUGGACGAUGCUGCAGAUGUGAGCCAGGAUUGCAACAUUAAAUGCAUGCCCACAUUCCAGUUCUAUAAGAGUGGAAAGAUGGUGUUCGAGUUCUCUGGCGCCAACAAGGACACGCUGAUAAGCAAAAUUGAGGAGCUGCGAUAGACGGCAAAGUCCUGCUGACCAAUCCACGCACGACUACAUUGUACAAAGCCCACAGUAGAAGCUAUACCCCCAGAGCACGCCCUGUAACCAUGAUGUCCUCUGUCCCAUUUAGGCAAUAAUAUCUGUUCCACCCUGUAGUCCUGUGUAGAUCAAUGUGUCGACCGUCUUAAGAAUGGGCUCUAACUUGAUUCCAACCUGAUUGACAAUGUGCGACGAAUAGGCCUACUUCCUGAACAUCUGUUUUCAAUAAAGUUGAUUUAAUAAAAAAUGAA
This is a messenger RNA of Fundulus heteroclitus (mummichog), 708 nucleotides long. It is a transcript of the gene txnb, whose product is annotated as thioredoxin. NCBI's taxonomy places the organism in Eukaryota, Metazoa, Chordata, Actinopteri, Cyprinodontiformes, Fundulidae. Gene Ontology annotation, molecular function: protein-disulfide reductase activity. The record is from RefSeq and is a predicted model, not a curated record. The transcript has 5 exons. Bases 113 to 436 code for a protein of 107 amino acids.